AGCUGAGCACACGGAAAUCCCAAUGAAGCCAAUACAAGGUGCCCAGUUUCCAUCCAGACACCUACUAGAAACUUUUUUAUUCCUUCUUGAUAACUUUAGUGGAGAAGAAAGGUGCUUACACCAUGGCUGCUGAGUUGGAUUUCUCUCCACCUGAAAUCCCUGAGCCCACGUUCAUGGAGAAUGUGCUACGCUAUGGACUCUUCUUUGGAGCCAUUUUCCAGCUUAUCUGUGUGUUAGCCAUAAUCUUGCCAGUUUCAAAGUCCCAUAAGACGGACUCGGACAGUUUUGAGUCUAAGAGUUCAGAGGCAGUGAAGAAGCCAAAGGCAACUGCGCCACAGAUGAGCAAGAAACCCAAGAAGGAAACCAAAAAGAAACGAUAAAGGCCUUACAAUUGCCAUUCUUUACCUGUCAGGGGGCAAAGGAGAGGAACUUAGGAGUGGACGGGGAGGGCUUCUGCAUAGAUAUCUUACCAGCAAAGAGGAUUUCAUGUAUCCAGGACUUCACUCGACAUGAUUAAUGUUUCAGUCAUCAAGAAAGUGACUUAUCUCAUGUCUAAUGGGUAGAAAGGCUUGUGAUCUUAUCUCUUCCACACUGGCCAGGAUUGUAUUCAAGUCCCUUGUGGAAGGUGGAGUGUGGGUUUGCAACUGCAGAUAGCGCUUUUAGUUGUAUUUUUGAAGGCACAGGGAUCAAAUGGAUCAAGGAUACCACACUACACAGCUUUAUAUUAACCUGUAUUGUCAUCUUGUCUGAAAUACAUAGCUCCAUUUUAUGGCUUAAUAAUAACGGCUUUGUUAUAUUCUUUAAUUCUUUAUGGGUAAUAAUUCAUCAGAUUCCAGAUUGGUCUAGAUGAAAGCUUUCAUUUCCCCAGCAUUGCUACCUCUUUCUUCUUAUUCCCCACCGCAUCUCUUCUCCUUUCUGUUUCCAAUUUUGAAAGUAUAUAUAAAGAAUUUCAGGGAACUGGGACCAUGGUGGGGCCUAGAAUGAAUAUAGGAAUCGGGGAACAAUUUGAUUCCAGAAGGUGCAGAAUUUAAUGCCCAUGAUAAUGAGGUGCUCUUGGAAACUUGGGACGAUCAGGUGCUGCACACUGGAGAAGAGCUGCUCUCAGAUGGGAGUGUCAAAGCGUUGCAUUUGCCUUGUAUUAAACUUCCUAGCUGUGCUGCUGAUUAAUCCUCCCAUGAGUUAGCUGAGUCCUAACCAUGGGCUCCAAUUCAACGCAGCUUGGGUUUGAUGCUUUUACAAACUCCCUCUCAGUGAUAGCUGGUAUAGUACUGCGUUUCUUCUCAUUGAAUGCCUCAUGAAGUUAAAUAUGAUCUCAGCCUGAGGAAAUGUGGUAUUUUAAAAGCCAAGGCAUGGUAAGCUGGCUGUGUAGCACGACUAUAUGGCAAGGAGACAUGCACACUGUGUUUCUUCAGUGCCAGGGACAAUGUAGUAUUAUGUUUGAGUAUGGCUA
This is a messenger RNA of Struthio camelus australis, 1450 nucleotides long. The record is from RefSeq and is a predicted model, not a curated record. NCBI's taxonomy places the organism in Eukaryota, Metazoa, Chordata, Aves, Struthioniformes, Struthionidae.